AUGACUAGUUCCCAGCGCCUCGUGGGCACCGCCGACCUCAACCUCAUCGAGGCUCCGGUCACCUGGCGUGCCUACCUGAUCUGCGGUUUUGCCAGCUUCGGCGGCAUCCUUUACGGUUACGACUCUGGUUACAUCUCUGGUGUCCUUGGCAUGGACUACGUGAAGGAGCACUUCGGUCAUCCUGUUCCCAAGACUGAUGAGAAUCCCAGCGGUUUCCUGAUCGCCAGCUCUCGCAAGUCCCUCAUUACCUCGAUCUUGUCUGCUGGUACCUUCAUUGGCGCUCUGCUUGGUGGUGCGGUUUCUGAGAACAUUGGUCGUCGCCUCACUAUCAUGCUUUCCUGCCUGAUCUUCGCUAUUGGUGUUGCGGUUCAGGUUGCUACUGUCACCGUCGGUGGUCUUGUUGCAGGUCGUUUCGUUGCUGGUCUGGGUGUUGGUGGUGUCUCCGCUACAGUCAUUCUGUAUGUCUCCGAGAUUAGUCCUCGUAAGGUGCGUGGUCUGCUGGUAUCUGCCUACCAGUGGGCUAUUACCAUCGGCUUGCUCGUGGCAUCUGGCGUCGACCAGGGCUGCAAAGAUUUGGAUUCUCGUUCUUCGUAUCGGAUUCCGAUUGGCUUGCAAUUCAUUUGGGCUGCAAUCCUCGCCGCAGGACUUUUCCUUCUCCCCGAAUCGCCUCGUUACUAUGUUCGCUGUGGCCGAAUGGAAGAUGCCCUUGGCUCCCUUGAGAGAGUCCGAGGCCAGCCGAGAACCAACCCAGCUGUUCGGGCCGAGCUUGCUGAAAUUAAGGCCAACUUCGAGUACGAGAAGCAGAUUGCCAGUACCUCGUGGGCCGAUUGUUUCAAGGGCGGUCUUUCUCCCCGUGGUAACCUGCGCCGAGUGAUUGCCGGAACCUGCCUGCAGAUGUUCCAGCAGUGGACUGGUAUCAACUUCAUCUUUUACUACGGUACCACCUUUUUCCAGUCCGUCGGUAUAAAGAAUGCCUUCCUUAUCUCGACCAUCAUGAACGUUGUCAAUGUGGUUACUACUCCAGCCUCUUUUUGGAUGAUUGAAAAGCUUGGUCGCCGCAUUCUGCUCCUUUAUGGUGCAGCUGCGAUGUGUGUUUGCGAGUUCCUCGUUGCUAUCAUUGGUGUUACAAAGGAGGGAAGCCAGGCUGCGAGUACCUGUCUCAUCGUUUUUACUUGUUUCUACAUCGCUGCCUUUGCGACCACCUGGGGUCCCGCGGCUUGGGUCGUUGUUGGUGAGAUUUACCCUCUGCCAAUCCGAGCCAAGGGUAUUGCUCUUGCCACUGCCUCGAACUGGUUCUGGAACUGUGUGAUCGCCGUUAUCACUCCAUACAUGGUUGACGACAACGAGGGAAACCUAAAGGUGAAGGUCUUCUUUGUUUGGGGGAGCGCUCUCUUCCUGUGCCUGCUGUUCGCCUACUUCUUCAUCCCAGAGACGAAGGGCCUCACUCUGGAGCAGGUCGAUAAGAUGCUCGAGGAAUCCACUCCUGCGACCAGUGCCAAGUGGAAGCCCCAUGACACCUUCGCGCACGAGAUGGGCAUGGUGGACAAGAUUGAGCCCACUGUUAGCCAGGAGGAGCAUACCGCCAAGAACCUGGCCGGCACUGAGCACAUCCGCGCUGUCUAA
Molecule: messenger RNA, 1623 nt
Organism: Penicillium subrubescens
Lineage: Eukaryota; Fungi; Ascomycota; Eurotiomycetes; Eurotiales; Aspergillaceae
Product: sugar porter family MFS transporter
Exons: 4
Coding region: 1-1623 (540 amino acids)
Biological process (GO): carbohydrate transport; transmembrane transport
Cellular component (GO): membrane
Molecular function (GO): carbohydrate:proton symporter activity
Source: RefSeq, a predicted model, not a curated record